Eurytemora carolleeae is the source of this 622-nucleotide messenger RNA. Its product is annotated as 5'-nucleotidase. Bases 1 to 591 code for a protein of 196 amino acids. NCBI's taxonomy places the organism in Eukaryota, Metazoa, Arthropoda, Copepoda, Calanoida, Temoridae. Gene Ontology annotation, biological process: nucleotide catabolic process. The record is from RefSeq and is a predicted model, not a curated record. Gene Ontology annotation, molecular function: hydrolase activity. The transcript has 9 exons.
AUGUUGUUGGAGGUUGGAAGAACAGCAUUGGAGCCAGGGAAUAUUACCAAGGGGGAUAUCCUGCAAGCGUUUCCAUUCCAAAAUACUUUCGACCUAGUGACCCUUCCUGGCUCAACCUUGAGGAAAGUUUUUGAACGUAGCGUAGCGGAUCUUUCUCAAAGGGGACCACAUGAUAGUGGAGAAUUCCUUCAGGUUUCUGGAUUCAAACUAAUUUACGAUCUCAGGUUAUCUCCAGGUUCUAGAUUGGUAGAGGCCCAGGUCCAGAGUUCAGAUAAAGGAUAUGAGAGGUUGAAGGACGGACAGGAAUAUCAUGUUGUAAUGUCGGAUUAUAUUUCACGAGGAGGAGACGGAUACAAGAUGAUCAAAGAGGAGAAACUAAACCAAAGACAGGGAUUUCUGGAUUUUGAUCAAAUCUUAACUUAUCUGAAACUAUUCUCCCCUGUAUCCCCUAGAAUUCAGGGUAGAAUUGUAAUGAAAGGAGAGAUACCUGAAGAACCUGCAAGUACAAAUGAUGCAAAUGGAAAUCGGGUUCUGUCUGAGACCUUGAUUCAGAUCUGCUUUGUUAUUAGCAAUAUAUUCUUACUUAGUUAAUCAGUAUUGUUAUUAGCAAUAUAUUCUUACU